AUGUCAAUUUUUAAAGUAAAACAAUGGUGGUCUAAUGAAAAAUUCAUAACUGAGGAUUGUGAUGAUGGUACUCAAAAUAGCAAGUGUAUUAAAAUAGAUAGAUUUAAUUCACACAAUGAUAGCGAUUGCAUUAUAAUUGGUCAGGGUUCCGUAUUGCAAAUUUACAAACCAAACUUAGAAAAUGAUACUCAUUCAAUCUUAGAAUCGCAAUUAAAUGAUGUGAUACUACAAAUUGAAACAGGAAAAUUUUUAGCAAAUUGCGCCGAUCGUCAAAUAUUAAUAUUACACCCGACAACUUAUAUUAUUUAUCUUUUAGAAAGAACUGAAGGACAAACCGAUGUUGGAGAACAAAAUGUAAUUUCUACUGCUAUAAGUCACUCGUUUAAUAGACGAGCAUUUAGCACAACUUGUGGUCCUUUUGGUAAUUCCAAAAGAGAUCUUAUAUGUAUUCAAGCUUUAGAUGGAACGUUAAGUUUUUUUGACCAGGACACGUUUUUAUUUAUGUGUGUGUUCAACGAUAUUGUAAUACCGGGUCCUGUACAUUUUAUAGCAAACAGCGACCAUUUUAUAGUUUGCAAAUCGACAUGGAUAAUGGAAAUAUUUAGUUAUCAACAGAUGAUCGAAUUUAGCGAAUUGAGUGUGCGAGCGAAUAAAAAGAAUAUUCCACAAUGGAUUUAUAAUGCCGGGGAAGAAAUUAUAUCUAUUCAAGUGAUACGAACAAGUAGCAGUUUUUCCAGUAUAGUAGCGAUAGGUGAGAGACACCUCUAUUGCUUUCAGGAUAACGGAUUAAUGAAAUUUAUGAUUAGGUUUGAUUACAUGCCAAUUUGUUUUCACGCCUAUUUAAUUGGAUGGUACUACGAACCUAAUUCGCGACUUCUGGUUAUGGUAGCCUCUGAAGAUUCCAAACUAAAUAUAUAUGAAGGCACUUCACUUUUGUGGUCUUGCGACUUAACGCAUAGACCAAUAUCAAUAGCUCGAUGUUACCUAAAUUCCCUACCAGGUGGUAUUGUAACACUUUCUACUAAUGGUGUUGUAAAUAUCAGUUAUUUGGGCACUGAACCAGAUUUAAACGCGAACGGAAAACCAAUGAAUGAUAUAGUCAAUCCUGAUCAAAUUCAAGACGAAUUGGUUGUCGUCGAAAAUUCGUUACAAAAAGUUAUGGACGCUAGAAAAACUGAAUUUGAAGAUAUUGACCCGGAAGUCGAUCAACUAGUAAAUGUUAAAGUCAGUAUUGGUAAACCUAAUGACGAUCCUAUUACAAACUAUCCAUCAAACGGUAUGGAAAUUUUACAAACAUGUUCAAUGGUGGUUAUUUUAACUUGCGAUAACCCUGAUUUUGUUCAAAGCAUACAAAUAACUUACGACUGCGUUCCUCCUAUUAUUUGCACAGACACGACACUGUGCUUAGAUAAUAUAAACGGUACAGAAAUUGUAGAAACACAAGUUCUUCUAUCGGGUGACGCAGAUAUAUCAGAUUGCGGUAUAAGUAUAUUUAUAACUGUUGUCGAUUUAAAUGGGAAAAUUAAAAUAUUGUCUAAAAGGGCAUUGCUACCACUUACUUUGUACUGCGUACCAGUAGAAAACGAAUCGGAAAAUAGCUUUAAAAUAAGUAUUAGAACUAAUAAACCGUGUUUAGAACUUCCCGAAAUAUUUAAUGAUAUUGCAAAAGAAGAGUUAGCUCAAUUUUCAUCUAAAAAUACGCUAACUUUUAAGUAUCGAACGUUAAAUAAAACAGUGACAUUUAAAAGUGAAGAUAUCUACACAAUAGAAGCGAACGAGUUUUCUGUUAUGUCACCUUUAUUAGAAUAUAUUGUAUUGAAUUUAAAAACCUACUACACUGAAAGUGGUAUAAAAGAUUUCAAAAUGAAUUUUAUCUUAAACGGAGACUCAAUUAAACUCGUUUUGCAUACAUUUUUGAAAAGUAUAGAAAAUCAUUCUAAAGAAAGAAUCAAAAUGAAGAGUUUGGAGGAGAACCUCGCUGUACUUCAAAGACAGUUUACUAUAGUGCAGAAAAGGCUGUUAGUACAGUAUGGAUCGCUACCUCCGGGUAAUUGCGAUGCUUUACAAUUUCUAAUGAACGAUACUCACGAACGAAUUAAGACAGUUGCAUUCGAAAUAAUGCAGAGUAAGCAAUACGUGUUUAGAAUGGGUAAUAUUUUGAGAAGGGUUUGCAACAUCAUUGUUCAUAUACUAAGGGAAAAUGUAAAGGAUGAGUUCAAAGUGAAACUUAUUGAAGAAAUGCUUUCUCUAAAUACUCUUAAUGAACAAUUUCAAGAAUGGGAGGAAAAUGUUGCACAAGGUCUGUCGUACAUUCUCAAUAAACUUUUCAAAAAAUCAGAAAAAGACAAAGAGAAACUUGCACCUGUCACCGAUCAAGAUAUAUUAUCUCAAACGAAUUUAAAAAAACUUUUAAAACAGUUGCGUAUAAUAUUUGAAAAACUAUUAACUGACAGUCAAGAUCAAGAAGUCACAAGUAACAUAAUACGAACAGAAGAAUUUGUUGAAGUUAUUUAAUUAUUACUUAUUACAAGGUUGAUUUACAAAAGCUCCUAAUAAACUUAGUCAUACAAACAA
This is a messenger RNA of Melitaea cinxia (Glanville fritillary), 2574 nucleotides long. It is a transcript of the gene BBS9, whose product is annotated as protein PTHB1. The transcript is spliced from 11 exons. Gene Ontology annotation, cellular component: BBSome; membrane. Gene Ontology annotation, biological process: cilium assembly. Lineage: Eukaryota; Metazoa; Arthropoda; Insecta; Lepidoptera; Nymphalidae. The record is from RefSeq and is a predicted model, not a curated record. The coding region runs from base 1 to 2514 and encodes 837 amino acids.